AUGUCUCUCGAUGCCAGUGUGCUACCGUCGGAACUGCUGACCACGGCUGCCCCGCUGGUGGGACUAUCCGGACUGGAUGUGCAACGAAGCCCCAUCCACAAGACGGUGUGGGAUGCAUUCAACAACGCCAAAAAACCGGACAGUGAAUCCAUCCAGUACAAGCUGCUUCCGGCGAACUACGAGUUUCCCGUUUCGAAACCGAAACACCAGUCCUACGAAUGGUACUCGCCGAAGGGCAUCCUUAAGCGCAACUGGAUGCUGAAGCAUCUGCACGUACUGCCAGCGGUUGUCGUCCUAUUUCAGGAUCUCGAAUGGAAUGACCCCAAGUGGACGGAAAAGCAACUGCAAUGUGCUGCCACUAUACAGGUGCUGAAAAACUCCCUCCAAGGACGCAACACCCGGAUCGCCAUCGCACUGCUGCAGCGAGGCAACCAUCUGCUGCAGGGCGAGGACAUGCUGGCCUCGGAGCGGGCGGCCCAACUGACCAGCAACUGUGACAUCAACGCGAAAAUGCUCUUCGUGCUUCCACACAACGACCACCUGAUGGGACACAUCUUCCGGCUGCAGUCGGCCUUUCUCGAGCUGGCCCAGUCCUACUACACGCAGAUGAUGAAACAGAUCCGACUGCACCGGGAUCAGCUGACUGAUGCGCAUACGAUGCUUAAAAUCCGCCACCAGUUUAAGCUGGGCUUCAUCUCCGAGCUGAAGCUCGACCAGUCGAACGCCCUGCGUCACUAUCGGCAAACGUACACCUUCCUGGACGACCUGCGGAUCGUCGAUACGAACUGCCUCGAGAUAAAGACGAUCGCCGGCUUCGUCAACUACAAGAUGUGCAAGCUGUUCUUCCGCCUGAACGCACCGAAAGAUUCGAUCUCUCAGUUUAAGAACCACAUCAACAAAUACCGCACGCGAACCGGCUUCAAGGAGCUCCUGUUCGAGCACUACGCCUGGCUGAGCGUGCAGUACAGUGCCUUUGCGGAGCUUUUCUGUGACGCGGUCAAAAAUGGGCUCGCCCCCCUGCAGACGCAACACCCGGGAAUCUACUUCCACAAGGCGGCCGAAUACAUUGGGAUGCGCAAGGAAGCCUUCCUGCAGUGCACCGCCCUCGGGGCGCCGGCUUCGGCCGAGCUGGGCGCGAUCAGCAACUCCGCCCUGUACAGCGACUUUUUCGGCAUCCGAGGUAGCGUGAAGACGGGCGAACCGGUGUCCGAACAGCAGGUCAUCUGUCUGGUGCAGGAAAACGAAAAGUCCUACAACCACUCGGGGGAAAUUAUCGCACUCCUCGGGAAGGCGAUGGCUCAGUUCAAGGUGUACCGGUGCCUCCGGUUUCGCAAGAAACUGGCAAUCGACAUGGCCGAAGAGUAUCUGAAGAGCGGGGACCACUCGAAGGCCCUCACGCUCUACUCGCUCAUGCUUACCGACUACCGGGUCGACAAGUGGUACACCCUGUUCACCCAGGUGCUACUGAAAACGCUCCACUCGGCGUACCUAUCCGCAUCGGUGCCGGAUUUUGUAGCCUGCAGCGUCGAGGCGCUUUCACCCCGGAUCGCCAUGGAGAAGCAAGAGCGUAUUUUAAUUUUGGAAAACCUCUGGAAGGUGUUUCACAAUGUAUCACCCGUCUCAAGCAGUCAAAUUGCACCGGAACUGACCAACAACUGGCAAACGGCGCUCGCCUCUUUUAGCAACCCCGUCAUCAAGCUGGACCUGGACCGGCUGAAUGAUCUUCUCGAGUGUCGUCUUACCUUCGAAAAGCGUCAGAUUCGGAACGACGAAAAACUUCAACUCCAGCUGUACGUGCGCUCGCUAACCGAGGUGCCGCUAAAGUUGAAAAACUUCUCCAUCCUUCUAACGGACCUAAAGUCGAGCAGCGUGCGCAUUGCCGCCUCGCAGUACGGAGAAUACGCGUCCGAGACGUCGGCGGGCGAGCUGAAACCGAUCGAAGAGUUUAUUCUCGAACCGGAAAAGUGCUACCGAAUACUGUUCGUCGGUGAUCGGUACCUGUUUACGGAAAGUGUGGACGUGCAUAUCUUCCGGCUGGAGCUGCAGAUGGGCUCCGAGCGAACGUACGCAGUGCUGUCGGUGCGCGAAAAGUUGAAUCCAAGCAAACCGUUCAAAACGUACAAUCCUCAUCGGGACUGCAUGGAAAGCAUUGCCAUCAUCAGCUCCUGCUAUAUCAUUCCAACAUUCCAUCUAGGGUCGCAAACGAAACCAACCAAUCAACCGAUGCUGACGAACGAGUUCUACCAGGUGACGACCAAAAUAUCCAACCACUCGGAUCUCUGUCUGCAGAAUGUUGGCGUGAACAUAAGCGUCCCUCAGACGCUUCGAAACAAUGUUUUCGUGACGACCGAUUUGAAUGCGCCGUUGCAAAAAAUUCAUUCGCACGUCCAAAUCGACAUUGGCGAGCUACAGAUGCAAUCGUCCACCAUGGUCUCGUACUAUCUGACCAGCCUAGUGGCCGGUAAUGUCGAGCUGCGGCAGAAAAUGUACUAUCAAAUGGAAAACCUACACCAAAGCAAAACCGCACCGGGCGGUGGACCGGCUGUUGCCAACGGUGGUGGUGGUGCCGUUACCGUUGAUUCACCCUCGACGCCAAACAGCGAAAAGGAAGACUUAGCGAGGCUGCUCGCGAACGAAAAGAACCUGCAGAAGUACGUGAAUAACCACAACGUCAAGAUAGAGUACCUACCCGACGGGCAGGUGCGGAAGAUCAAGGAGGACACGGUGGUGGUACCGUGCGUAGAGGAGAUUAAACUGACCGGACGGUUCUACACGCUCAGCCGGGACGCACUCGGGCAGGCGUACCGCAACGAGGACUUUUUGCUGCGGGUCAACGUGGAGGUAAAGUCGCCCGAUCCGAUCGAUAUACUCGAAACGCAGUUCAUUAGUGAUCAUAAUAUUAUCGAAAAGCCGUACCAAGGGAUUGGCGCAGCACGUGGAACUGGUAUGCGUCCAGCAAGCCGCUUCGAAGAGUUGAAGCUACUGAGCGCCAUCAACUGCACCCGGGACUGGGUGUCGCAGGCUGACUAUCGUUCUGGCGACACGCGUCUCGUAUUCAACCGCUCGCGUACUCCGGACCACGGCACGACAACGCUACCACCGCCGUCGCAAUCAUCGCCGGUCGAUGAGCAGUACAACAAAAAUCUACUCUCGAAACUCCCGACCAACGCGACGAUAAUCGGUAGCACUAGCGCACAACUAACCAACCAGAUGAACGUAACUCACUCUACCCAUAAUCCUUCUCCAUCUCCACCUCUCCCUCUCCAACCCUCCGCACAUGCUGCCCUGGCUGACACGACGCUGGUCUCCUCCACGGACAACGACAACGACUCCGCAGGAAAGGGAAACAACGGCCCCAACAUCAUGACCACGUCGACGGGAAGCGUAGAAGAGUUUAAGGUAAAACCGCUACCCCUUGGUGACCACGGAUCGCUGGCUGGAACGUCUACGAAAGCAGGUGCUGGUGGGCUUGGUGGGGCUGACCCUGCCGAGCUCGGGAAGACGGUCACGAAGAGUGUGUACACUCGGGCGAUCGAUUGCGUGCAACUCACCAACAACGAACGGAACGGGUUCAUCAAUGCGGGAUACAAUCGGGUCGAUGCAGGUGCACCGCCGGGCCAAAUGGCGUGGCCAAUUUUUGGCCUCUACUGCGUUCGAUGGUGCCGGUCUAGCACUCCACAUGUGAUCAACGAGUCAAAGUAUAUCAUAAACGGUAUUGAGGUCAUCGAUCCACCGCUGAACCUUUACUGCUACCUGGACCAGCGUCUGUACGUCCGGCUUCCGAUGACCCUGCGUAUAACGCUGCGGAAUCCAACGCGCCGAAUUCUUCACCUGCAGGCAAUAUUGAACAGUUCGGAAAGUUUCAUGUUUGCCGGCCAUCGGCAGUUGAAUGUGACGAUAUUUUCAUACUCCUCGUACGACAUGCUGUUCAACCUGUGCCCACUGAAGGCAGGCUGGCAGAUGCUGCCGGAGCUACAGCUAGAGUAUCAAAACUUCCAGCCACCCGUCGUCCUACCUGCGUCGUCCUCGUCAACGCCGGCGGGUGCGACCACCACAACCUCCACAGCAAAAGUCUCGUCUAGUGAGGCACCGACGAUCAUCGUCGGUACCGGAGGCGAUGUGAUAGCGGACGGUAUUGAAGGUCAACGGAAGGCGGAGCUGGCCUCGCUCGUUCAGCGGUGGAUGCCGAAGAUGGUAUUUAUUCAUCCACCGACGAGGACACUGUGAUCAUCAAUCGGGAAGAAACAGAAGGCAAUCGACGCAGGCGUAGCGAAGAAAGAGAGCGAUUCGAUCACACCGUUGACACAAUAUUUACUUUCGGCGUGUUUCCAUUCUUCUCGCAAAGGAUGGACGUAGGGAGCGACACGUUCCGUUGUUUAGUGAAUUCAAUUUUAUUAAUUUCUCUUCAAGAUACAAAUAGUGAAAGUUCGAAAGUGCGGAAAAACAGUAAGGGAGCACACAAACUGCUCGACAAUAUCGGUGCAAGAAAGAUUAUUAGUAAAUGGUUAAUGGCCGAGGUAAGAAAGGAUAUGAAAAUGGUUGGAGUAUAGGCAAAAGAAAUUAGUUUCGGAAUGUAUGCCUUUGGCCGCCGAUUGAUUAAAAGAUAUCCGGGUAUAGCAAUAUUGCGUUCUGGGAGAAGCAAAAAAAUGCAGUUUCGUUCUUCUAUCAUGUUUGACUCGAACGAAUAAAGAAUAAUU
Messenger RNA from Anopheles coustani, 4697 nucleotides. It is a transcript of the gene gry, whose product is annotated as trafficking protein particle complex subunit 11. The transcript has 8 exons. NCBI's taxonomy places the organism in Eukaryota, Metazoa, Arthropoda, Insecta, Diptera, Culicidae. Gene Ontology annotation, cellular component: cytoplasm. The record is from RefSeq and is a predicted model, not a curated record. The coding region runs from base 1 to 4227 and encodes 1408 amino acids.